Molecule: messenger RNA, 1072 nt
Organism: Tribolium castaneum (red flour beetle)
Lineage: Eukaryota; Metazoa; Arthropoda; Insecta; Coleoptera; Tenebrionidae
Product: androgen-induced gene 1 protein
Exons: 3
Coding region: 130-834 (234 amino acids)
Cellular component (GO): endomembrane system; membrane
Source: RefSeq, a predicted model, not a curated record
GUGAAUUUAAUUGUGUGGGUCAAAUCCGCGAUCGCGUCCUGUCCAUAGUCGCUAACCUUUGCCCCCAUAGAAAGUCUUUAAGGCUUUUCCGAGCGAGUGGCAUGUCAUUUGAAGCUAGGUAAUGGUAAAAUGGGUGUGAGAACUUUGUGUCAUGGUCUCGCAGCGGUUCAUUUCUGGUUCGGUUGCUAUUACGACUGGAAUUAUGUUCAAAUCCCGACAGAGGUCCACCGCAUGGGGGACUCGUUCGGUAAAAGCGGAAAAUUGAAGUUUUUAACCUACUGGGACGCGCUCCUCCAAGCCCUCUUCUUCACCAUCUGUGUCAUCAAUGACCUUGUGGGGACCAACGAGGAGGCCCCCAAGAAAGCGCCACUCAUCCGGAGAGUCAAAGACUUGAUUUUGCCCUGUUUGGCGUUUCCGUUGUCAAUGUUUGUAGGCCUGACUUUCUGGGGGAUUUACUUCGUCGACCGCGAGCUGAUUUUCCCGCGGGCGCUGGACCAGUUCUUCCCCGCGUGGCUCAACCACGUCAUGCACACCAACAUAAUGAUUUUCAUCCUAAUCGAACUGUUCACAUCUUAUAGGAAGUACCCAGCUAGGAAAGUUGGGCUCACGAUUUUGAGUCUGUUCAUGUUGGUUUACUUGGUGUGGAUUCACAUCAUUCAUGCCUAUUCGGGGAUGUGGGUGUACCCCAUUCUGGAGGUCCUGAACCUGCCGCUGAGGAUCGUGUUUUUCAUAGGCUUGUUGGGCUUGUCUGUGAGCCUGUAUAUUGUGGGUGAAAAGUUGAACGGGAUUGUGUGGAGCCAGAAGAAGCACAGUUUGAAGAAGCGUUCAAAUUAGGCGAUAAUUUAGCGUAGUUGAAGUGCAUUUAUAUAAAUUGUGAUAGUCUGCACUGUUGGGUUUUUAUGUGAUUUUGUAAAUCGUGGCUUAAUUUAUAUCGUGAGUGGUCAUACACUUUAAAAAAUUCAAUUGUGUUAGAUUGUGCCUGAGGAAAUUUGGCAAUAAAUUCCUUUCUAAUAUUUUAAUAAAUUCCAUUAAAUGUAGUAAACUAGGAAACAAUAAAGCUAGUAAUAGUAAA